AUGAAAACAUGGGUCGAUAAUCACCUAAUAGUGUCUGAUCCUUCUCAGUCAAGGACGAUGAGAAACCAGACCCUGGUGACAGAGUUCAUCCUUCAGGGCUUCUCUGAGCACCCUCAGUACCAGCUGCUCUUAUUUAUUUGUUUCCUCUCUCUCUACUCUGUGGCCCUCCUAGGUAAUGUCCUUAUCAUCCUGGCCAUCACCUGCAACCCUGGGCUCCACACCCCCAUGUACUUUUUCUUGUUCAAUUUGGCUACCAUGGAUAUCAUCUGCACCUCCUCCAUUAUGCCCAAGGCCCUGAAGGGUCUGGUGUCAGAGAGGAACCCCAUCUCCUAUGGCGGCUGCAUGGCCCAGCUCUAUUUCCUUACGUGGGCUGCAUCCUCAGAGUUGCUCCUUCUCACAGUCAUGGCCUAUGACCGCUAUGCAGCCAUCUGCCAUCCUCUGCAUUAUGGCACCAUGAUGAGCAAAGCAUUUUGCAGCAUGUUGGCUGCUGGAGUGUGGGCGCUCUGUGCUUUCAACACAGCCAUUCACACAGGACUGAUGACACGCUUGAAUUUCUGUGGCCCCAAUACCAUUACACAUUUCUUCUGUGAGGUACCGCCUCUCCUGCUUCUCUCCUGUAGCUCCACCUAUGUGAACAGUAUCAUGAUUGUCUUGGCUGAUGCUUUUUAUGGUGUAUUGAAUUUCCUGAUGACCAUUGUGUCAUAUGGUUUCAUCAUUUCCAGCAUCCUGAAGAUGCGGACCUCAGAAGGGAAGCAGAAAGCCUUCUCUACCUGCUCUUCCCACCUCAUUGUGGUGUGCAUGUAUUACACUGCUGUCUUCUAUGCCUACAUAAGCCCGGUCUCCAGCUACAACCCAGAGAAGAGCAAGUUGGCUGGUGUGCUGUACACCAUGCUGAGCCCUACACUCAACCCUCUCAUCUAUACUUUGAGAAACAAGGAGGUCAAAGCCGCUCUCAGGAAACUUUUUCCUUUCCUCAAAAAUUAAAAUGUGAUUCCCGAAGUUCUUCUCUUGGGGUUGGAGUUUCAUUGUGGAUUGGUUUCCCAUGGGCAAACGAUGGGUUGUUUGUGUGCUGAAGAAGCAAGCUAACCUUUUCCACCAAGUGCAAUGUCUUUGUAGAUGACCUCAGAGCGCUGGUCAACCGACACUGACUGAUGGAAGAGUGUGGUUGAAUGUGGGCUCACUGGACUCUAAGCCUGAGAAAUGGGGUCUCUGGGCCUGACCCCAAGAUGAUACAGUACUGUAUUAUCGGAGAAACAAAACCCUUUAAGAGGACAGAAAUGCCCCUGAGCCUUAGUCUCACAGCUGUAUGGAAACGCCUUUCUUUUCUUUGGAUAUAUAGCAUCCAUGUGGAGAUCACACUUAGAAUUGAAGAGAUAUGUGUGGACCCCGUAACAUUUUGAGGAUUGCAUGACUCAAGAAUUGUUUCACAUGACUUCUGGUCCCCAAGAAACUAACCCACUCCUUCUAUUUUCCUCCACCUCUUCCUGUUGGAGCCCUUUAAGCCACAAAGACAGUUUUUGAUGUUAAUGUGAAUGAUUGUUCCUGCUUUCCCCUUUUCCUCUCACUAACAUUA
Molecule: messenger RNA, 1573 nt
Organism: Peromyscus maniculatus bairdii (prairie deer mouse)
Lineage: Eukaryota; Metazoa; Chordata; Mammalia; Rodentia; Cricetidae
Gene: Or13a1
Product: olfactory receptor family 13 subfamily A member 1
Biological process (GO): G protein-coupled receptor signaling pathway
Cellular component (GO): membrane
Molecular function (GO): olfactory receptor activity; G protein-coupled receptor activity
Source: RefSeq, a predicted model, not a curated record